AUGGAUAGCUCAAUAUUUGUGUGGAACUGCCACGGGGCAGCAUCUUUGAAAUUCAGAAGAGUAUUGAAAUCCCUCCUAUGGGGGUACCGUCCUGAUCUAGUAGUCCUGGUAGAACCUCGCAUUUCGGGCAUGACAGCUGACAAGAUUAUAAAAAAAAUGGGAUACCCCUUCUCUCACCGUAUUGAAGCCAGGGGUUUCGCUGGGGGCAUCUGGAUGAUUUGGUCAGACAAAAUAAAGGUAAAUGUCAUAACUAAUCACCGUCAAUUUAUCCAUUGUGAAGUAAGAGAAUUACUGACUGAUCAAGUCUUCUUAUUCACGGCAAUUUAUGGGAGUCCCAAUCCAACUGCUCGUGAGAAACUGUGGAAAGAUCUCCUAAACCUCCAAAUCAGGCCUAGUGGGGCCUGGCUCAUUGCUGGUGAUUUCAACGCGACAGUAGAAGCAAGGGAGCGUAAAGGAGGUGCAAGAAGAUUACAGCAGGGCUGUAAAUAUUUCAAGAGCUUUAUUGAUGAGGUAGGCUUACUGGAUUUGGGUUAUGUCGGCCCAAAAUUUACAUGGCAGUGUGGGGGACUUUUGGUUCGUUUGGACAGGGUGCUAAGCAACGAGAAAUGGCUAGAGAAGAAUCCCUCCACUCAAGUCAUGCACUUACCAAAAGUUCAAAGCGAUCAUCGACCUCUUCUCAUUAAAUCAACAGCCAGCAAGCCACAAGCUCAACGUCCUUUUCGUUUUUUGGCUUCCUGGCUCCUGCACCCAGAGUUCUCAACCCUGGUCAGAAAACACUGGGAUACAGGAAGGCGGCUCACUGAAUGCAUCGAAUCAUUCUCUCUUGAAGCCCAGCAAUGGAAUACCCAGGUCUUUGGAGAAAUAGGACAAACUAAAGCAACUUAG
Neltuma alba is the source of this 885-nucleotide messenger RNA. RefSeq lists its product as uncharacterized. Gene Ontology annotation, molecular function: catalytic activity. NCBI's taxonomy places the organism in Eukaryota, Viridiplantae, Streptophyta, Magnoliopsida, Fabales, Fabaceae. The transcript has a single exon. The record is from RefSeq and is a predicted model, not a curated record. The coding region runs from base 1 to 885 and encodes 294 amino acids.